UGAUAUACUUAAGAGACAUUAGGCAUAUAAAGAAAGAAGGCGUAUCAAAAUCGUCGUGAAGUGGGGCUAAAUUUUACGAAUUCGUUUUUUUUUCGAGCGCUCAUCAUUAAUCUGACAACUCUGUAAAGUACCUAACGGCAACAUCAGCCGGUACAAGAUUCGCAUCCUGUUGCUAAGGAGGGAAACAUGCGUUUGAUCAUUAUUUUAAAUAAGUAAACUGACAAUAAUGAUGUAUGACGAUGAAACUGAAGGUAAGGAAGAAAUUGAAGACAAAGAGCCGUUGGUUACGUCCGCUGAUCCCAAUGAGCGCAAAUUGGCGAGGCGGUUGAGAAUCGAACGAAGAUUGGAGGCGAUUCGAAAAUUAAACCUUCCCGAAGGAGAAGAGGUUGCCGAGACGACGGAAAAGACUCUACUACAAGAGCAGUUGCAGAAAAGCUACAAACUGCUGGAAAAUCUAACGAUCGAGGGCAACGAGUACGUUACGAACGUUAGAAUCGCAAACGAGUCUCGGGAAGCCAACAGGCGCGAACAGGAAGAUUUGAUCCGAAAGGGCAUUUUGGAAGAGCUGGAGCAUGAGGCGAUCACCGCGGAAGCCCAGUUUAGCACAAUCAACGAGAAAUGGACGUCCAUUCUAAGUUACAACGACCCCUUGCAAAUCAACGAAGAAAUCAUGAACCAAAGAGAAAAGUGCGACGUGUUGAUCAAACAGAAAGACGAGCUGAUUGCUAAGUUGAAAAACGAAGUGAGACAGAGCGAGAUUAAAUUUGCCGAGGACCAACAGAAGCAGGUCGAAGACAUUCAAACUUUAUCAAAUCGGAUUGAAACCCAAGUCAGUUUGAUGCGCCGAGCGUACCGACGUGAACUCGAAUUAAUCGAAGACGUAAUCCAAGUUGAGCGAAAAAUUCUGAUCGACACCAACGAUAAACGUUGGGAAGAGCUGCACAAGAAACGCGACCUGGAAGAGAAUCUCAAUUGCGAGCGGAAAUUCGAGCAGUUGGAGGAGUUCGAGGAAAUCUGCACGAAUCUGCGCGUUAAUCAUCAGGAAAAAUACAGGGGUAUUAGAAUCAAGUUGGGAAACGAUAUCGAGAAUCUCGAGCGGGAGCUGGAAAAAAUCAAAAGCCUCACGUUGAUCAACAGCGAAAAGCUCGACUACAACUACCAAGUGUUGAAGAAGAGGGAGAGUGAAAACCUAAUAAUAAAGUCCCAACAAAAGCGCCGCAUCAACAAACUGCAGGAUCUCAUCAACACUGCAAGGGCGAAACUUGGACACUAUCUGAAGCAGACGAACGGCGAAAUUGACAGGCUCACGGCUAACAUCAGCAAACUGCGGGCGAAUAUUCUGGACGUCGAAGCCAAAGCCGAUAGCUUUUCGAACACGAACGAUCUCAAAUACAAACAAAUCUGGGAUUUCAACAAAAAGCGCGUGGACGCGCUAUUGAAGCAGAUUCUCGACACGGAUCGCGUCUUGCACGAGCAACAGCUCGGCCUACGCUGGACCAGUCCGAAUGUCGCACUUUUGGAGAAAACCGACUUGCCCAGUUACAAAUCCGCUUCGGAAAUCGUAGCGAAAAUGUCCUGUCGGAAGGAGCCGAGCGAAAGUGAGGUUGAAUCGGACGAAGUCGGCGAUUUCGAUGGGGAGACUGUGGCUCAUCGCCGAAUUUUGAGGAUCGUCUUAAAACUAAUUGCGGAUAAGUCGGGUUUUUUAAUUGAAGAGAAACUCAAAGAGAUUUUGGAACCUUACAGCGAGCGUGAAAGGUCACUUGUGAAAAUCGAUGGUGUAUUUUCCGCACUCGAAAUAAAACACAAAGAGGAUAUUGAAGUAUUAUUGGAAUACUUCUUGCCUUAUACGCAUUGCCCCAUUUGCUCUGACCAAUUGUCAGCAAUGAGUGCAAGCACCGAGAGAGAAAUAGAGACAUAUAAUUUCUCCGAUGACGGUGGCGGAUCCAUCGAGCGACCUCCCGUGAUGGCGCUUGCAACCGAAACGGAAGAAGGAGACAUUAUGGCGGCAGUCCAUCAGCCUACGCAAGUUAUUGACUCGAUCAUUUCGGCGAUAGUAGAUUCCGAGGACGUCGAACUCGAUGACGUAACUAUGAAAACUGUUUCGAUCGCCGAGGAAACAGUGGUGGUCAAACCGAAAGAAACCAAGCUGAAAGGCUCCUGCUACAAGAAACACCCGCUUGUAAUAAGCUCGGUGUAUAUUUUACGGGCGCUGCGGGAAUUUUUGAGUAAAUUUUAUUUGGCGAAAGAAGGGAUCCUCACCAUGAGUUCAAGACUAUCGCGAAAACGAAGCACGAUCUCUCGAUUAAUGUCAGAGGAAGACAUCAAAACAUAUUGGGAACGUUACAGGACGAUGUUUUCGUUAGAAAGGGAAGAGAUAUGGGACGCCCUACUAAUCGGUCUACAGAAAUAUCACGAAAUCCUCAAAGAUCGCAAAAAACUAAACGACGAAGUCCUCGAGCUGCGCCAGCAAAAUUUGCAAUUGCGAAAUUUACUCGCGUCAUAUCAGCGACAGGGCGAUAGCAAGUUGAAGCCGCCCUGCGCCGUCCAGCGAGAAAUUCCGAUCAAGCAAGUCUUCCUCUAAUUGCAAUAAAUAAUUCGAGUACUUUUAACAAUUUAAUGCGUUAACCUUUC
Messenger RNA from Photinus pyralis (common eastern firefly), 2631 nucleotides. RefSeq names its product dynein regulatory complex protein 1-like. Lineage: Eukaryota; Metazoa; Arthropoda; Insecta; Coleoptera; Lampyridae. The record is from RefSeq and is a predicted model, not a curated record. The coding region runs from base 227 to 2581 and encodes 784 amino acids. The transcript has 6 exons. Gene Ontology annotation, biological process: cilium-dependent cell motility; axonemal dynein complex assembly; regulation of cilium movement. Gene Ontology annotation, cellular component: axoneme; axonemal dynein complex.